This is a messenger RNA of Rana temporaria (common frog), 2360 nucleotides long. RefSeq names its product taxilin alpha (gene TXLNA). The record is from RefSeq and is a predicted model, not a curated record. Lineage: Eukaryota; Metazoa; Chordata; Amphibia; Anura; Ranidae. Gene Ontology annotation, molecular function: syntaxin binding. The coding region runs from base 124 to 1683 and encodes 519 amino acids. The transcript has 11 exons.
GCCCUGCCUCUCUGUGGCUAACGUUGCGGCCUGGACUGGGGAACGCAACACGGACAAAUCGGGCGUGCUCUUCCGUUAGUUCCACCUCCUGCCAGUGAUUGGCUGGUGUUCUAAGAGAAUAAAAUGAAGGACCAGGAAGUACAGAAGAGCACAAACCCUGAGCUGCCACAGAGCUCCUCCACUCCAUCACUCACCGCUGCCUCCAUACCGAGCCAGCCACAAAACGCAUCCGGUCCAUGCGAUUCCACUACCCCUGUCACCGAAGGAGAGGGAGCCAUCAGUCAUCCUCCAGGUGUGUGUGAUGUGUCGGAGGAACUAAGUCGGCAGCUUGAAGACAUUUUAAAUACAUAUUGUGUGGAUGAUGGUCAAGAAGGGGUUGCAGAUCCUGAAGAGACUGACAAAGGUCCUCCAGAGUCUAGGAAUGGAGAAACUGAAACAGUGGUGCCAGAAGUCAAUGGAGUGAAGGAGGCAAUGCGAGUUGUAGAAGACCGUAAAACUAUUAAUGAACCAGAGAAAGAUCAAAAGCGUGUACAAGACAAGAAGAAGUCAAAGGGACUUGGUAAGGAGAUCACACUACUUAUGCAGACUUUGAACACAUUGAGUACCCCAGAAGAAAAACUGACUGCUUUGUGCAAGAAAUAUGCAGAAUUGUUGGAGGAGCACAGGACUUCCCAGAAGCAAAUGAGGAUUCUUCAGAAAAAACAGAGUCAGCUUAUUCAAGAGAAGGACCAGCUACGCAAUGAACAUAGCAAGGCCAUCUUAGCUCGUAGUAAAUUGGAGAGUUUGUGCAGAGAACUGCAAAGACACAACCGCACACUGAAGGAGGAAGGGGUACAAAGAGCCCGGGAGGAGGAAGAAAAACGGAAGGAGGUAACCUCUCACUUUCAGGUGACCCUCAAUGACAUCCAAUCGCAGAUGGAGCAACAUAAUGAGCGCAACACUAAGUUACGUCAAGAAAACGUGGAGCUGGCUGACAGGCUUAAGAAACUGAUUGAACAAUAUGAGCUUAGGGAGGAGCAUAUUGAUAAAGUAUUUAAACACAAAGACCUUCAACAGCAACUGGUGGAUGCUAAACUGCAGCAAGCUCAAGAGAUGCUCAAGGAAGUUGAGGAGCGACACCAACGGGAAAAGGACUUUCUCCUAAAAGAAGCGGUGGAAUCCCAGAGAAUGUGUGAACUCAUGAAGCAACAGGAAUCCCACCUCAAACAGCAGCUGGCUCUGUACACUGAGAAGUUUGAAGAAUUUCAGAGCACGCUUUCUAAAAGCAAUGAAGUUUUCACAACCUUCAAACAAGAAAUGGAAAAGAUGACAAAGAAGAUCAAAAAGUUGGAAAAGGAGACCACUAUGUAUCGCUCCAGAUGGGAAAGUAGCAAUAAAGCGCUAUUGGUGAUGGCUGAAGAGAAAACUUUGCGUGAUAAAGAGCAAGAGGCUUUGCAGGCCAAAAUCCAAAGAUUAGAGAAACUCUGCCGGGCUUUACAGACAGAACGUAAUGACCUAAACAAGAAGGUGCAAGGCUUAAGUGGGCCACAGGUCCCUUCUGCGGAGGCCACCGAGGAGUGUGCGAGCUGUACAACACCUGCUAUCAGUGAGAAUGUAGAACUGAACAGCAGUGAUGUGUGUGGGCAAAAUGCACUUCAAGCAGCACCACCACUGCCACCUCUUCCAACUGCCAUGCCUGAGUAAUGCAGACAGGAGUCAGUGCUGCAUAUCUAAUCCCGAUUCCUUUUUUUUAUGAUGGCUUCCACUUUUAUAUCCCACAUUCCACAUCUACCUAUUUGCUUUUAUUUGUUUUUGUUUUGUUUUUUCCUUUUUUGAGUACAAUAUCUGCAACAAAUGGUAAAAACAGAACCUAUCCACAAAUGCAGUUUACUAUAUUCACUUUUAGCAAACGGUCCAAGAGGUCCCAUCUGCAGGUUAUCUAUGCGGUUUAUAGUUUGUUGUGGAUUUUGGUAGACACUAAUUGGCUUCAUACUUUUUGAAUAAACUGGUUAAUAAAGAUGUUUUUUAAAAGAUUUUCGUUCACUGAGCAAUGGUGACAUAAAUGGUUUUAUGUUGGAAGAUUUAGCCAUUGCUACAAUGAACAAAAGAUUAUUGCAGAAUAUGUCUGCCUCGUGCAUACGAUUGCUAGAAAAGAAACCUGCUGUUACUGGUAAUUACUCUGGGACCACAUCAUACAUUAUCUUCCCAACAGUUCUAUAUUCAGCUGUGCCGCCCACCACACUAUUCUCUUCAUUCAUUUGCAGUAAAUAUAACCUCCUCAUGGGCCUAUUUUCUGAGUCUUUAUUUUUCAUAAGAAUGACUACAAAAUAGUUGACAGUGUCUACACUCUGUGCUGCUUAAUAAAUAGUUCUAUUACAGUU